UAUUCUCACUCCUCUUCCUCCUUACUUAUACUCCCUCCCCUGCCCCAAACCCCAAAGAAGAACAAGGGGGGAAAAAAGGAAGAAGAAAAAGCUUAGAUAUCGAUGGAGCAGAUCAAGACUGCGAUCGGAGACGCCGUCUUAACGUUCAUGUGGAUGUUCUGCGCCGCCACCAUUGCUCCGAUAACGGGCGUCAUCGCCGAGCAUUUCAAGAUCCAGAGCGUUCCGGUGGUCCUGGGGAUCACCGUCCUCAUAAUCGCUGCCCUGAUCUUGAUAUUUGAACCGAUCUCCGCUGCGAUGGGAAACGCGAGCUUUAAUGCUGUAAACAACGCCGCCUUCUACGCUGCUGGAGUCGGUGGCGAUACUUUGUUCACCAUGGCGAUAAGAUUCCCUGCUCAGGCUGUUGGAGCAGUGGGUGGUGUACUAGCGAUCAAAGAGGUGAUGCCUCCUCAAUACAAGAGCUUGCUUGGAGGGCCUUCGCUGAAGGUGGAUUUGCAUGUUGGGGCAAUGGCUGAAGGAAUUUUAACCUUCAUUAUUACUUUUGCUGUGCUUUGGAUAAUUAUCAAGGGUCCAAGUAAUGCUAUCCUUAGGAAUUUGAUGAUCGCCUUGGCGACUGUUGCAAUGAUUUUUUCAGGUGGCGCAUAUACAGGGCCAUCUAUGAAUCCAAUCAAUGCAUACGGAUGGGCAUACAUUGAUAACCGUCAUAAUACAUGGGAACAAUUCUACGUCUACUGGAUUCCCUCCUUCAUUGGUGCCAUUCUUGCUGCUUGGACUUUCAGGUUCAUUUUCCUGCGAACUUCAACUAAGAUGAAGAAGGCUUGAGGAGUUAGCAGAUCACAAUGGCCGAUCAUCUAAAUUCAAACGAUGAUCAGGUUCCCAAAUAGCAAACCAAAAUAGGCCGGCCUGCGAAUUCUUAUUUCCUGUAGUUGUAUUCUCUUGCUAGUAAUAAGUGGAUUGCUAUGGGGAAUGAUUAUAAACUCGAUGGUUUAUUUAAAAUCUUCUGAAAUGUAACGAGUCAUGGCCUCCUUAGUUGUCGCAAGUUACGGUGUAGGUGUUUCGAUGGUUGAAUGUGAUUUCAACAUUUAUUUUUUGAAAGUUUUGUAGUUUCAUAGGUUUAACUA
Molecule: messenger RNA, 1118 nt
Organism: Asparagus officinalis (garden asparagus)
Lineage: Eukaryota; Viridiplantae; Streptophyta; Magnoliopsida; Asparagales; Asparagaceae
Product: aquaporin SIP1-2-like
Exons: 3
Coding region: 103-819 (238 amino acids)
Biological process (GO): transmembrane transport
Cellular component (GO): membrane
Molecular function (GO): water channel activity
Source: RefSeq, a predicted model, not a curated record